Trichechus manatus latirostris (Florida manatee) is the source of this 1132-nucleotide messenger RNA. It is a transcript of the gene CCN3, whose product is annotated as cellular communication network factor 3. The coding region runs from base 59 to 1132 and encodes 357 amino acids. The transcript is spliced from 7 exons. Gene Ontology annotation, biological process: signal transduction; cell adhesion. NCBI's taxonomy places the organism in Eukaryota, Metazoa, Chordata, Mammalia, Sirenia, Trichechidae. The record is from RefSeq and is a predicted model, not a curated record. Gene Ontology annotation, cellular component: extracellular region; extracellular matrix. Gene Ontology annotation, molecular function: heparin binding; integrin binding.
UGACAAUCUAGAGCGUAGAAAGUCUCGUUUCAGUAAGAGCUCAGGAAAAAGCCCAAGCAUGCAGAGCGAGCAGAGCCUGAGCCUCUGCCUGCAAAAGCCGCGCCUUUGCCUGGCCUUCCUGCUCCUCCAUCUCCUAGGCCAGGUCGCUUUGGCUCAGCGCUGCCCUUCGCCGUGCCCGGGCCUGUGCCCCACGGCGCCGCCUUCUUGCGCCCCCGGGGUGCCCGCCGUGCUGGACGGCUGCUCCUGCUGCCUGGUGUGCGCCCGCCAGCGCGGCGAGAGCUGCUCGGAGCUGGAGCCGUGCGAGGAGAGCAGCGGCCUCUACUGCGAUCGCAGCGCCGACCCUCACGCCCAGACUGGGAUCUGCAUGGUGCUAGAAGGAGACAACUGUGUGUUUGACGGGGUCAUUUACCGCAGUGGAGAGACCUUCCAGCCGAGCUGCAAAUACCAGUGCACCUGCAGAGACGGGCAGAUCGGCUGUGUGCCCCGCUGCAAUCACGACCUACUCUUGCCCCGGCCUGACUGCCCAGCUCCAAGAAAAGUUGAGGUGCCCGGGGAGUGCUGUGAAAAGUGGAUCUGCGACCCCGAUGAUGAAGGGGGAUUGGGAGGCCUUGCCCUACCAGCCUACAGACCAGAAGCUACCCUAGGAGUUGAAGUCUCUGACUCGAGUAUCAACUGCAUUGAACAGACCACAGAAUGGAGUGCUUGUUCCAGGAGCUGCGGCAUGGGCUUUUCCACUCGCGUCACCAACAGGAAUCGGCACUGUGAGAUGGUGAAGCAGACUCAGCUCUGCCUGGUGCGGCCUUGCGAACAAGAGCCUGAGCAACCAACAGAUAAGAAAGGAAAAAAGUGCCUCCGCACCAAGAAGUCGCUCAAAGCCAUCCACCUACAGUUCAAGAACUGCACCAGCCUGCACACCUACAAGCCCAGGUUCUGCGGGGUCUGCAGCGAUGGCCGCUGCUGCACCCCCCAUAACACCAAAACCAUCCAGGUGGAGUUCCAGUGCUCCCCCGGGCAAAUCGUCAAGAAACCAGUGAUGGUCAUCGGGACCUGCGCCUGUCACACCAACUGUCCUCAGAACAAGGAGGCCUUCCUCCAGGAGCUGGAGCUCAACACCAGUAAAGGAGAGAUGUAA